This is a messenger RNA of Protopterus annectens (West African lungfish), 3891 nucleotides long. RefSeq names its product DnaJ heat shock protein family (Hsp40) member B6 (gene DNAJB6). Gene Ontology annotation, molecular function: ATPase activator activity; Hsp70 protein binding. Gene Ontology annotation, cellular component: cytosol; endoplasmic reticulum membrane. The record is from RefSeq and is a predicted model, not a curated record. The coding region runs from base 1 to 897 and encodes 298 amino acids. The transcript is spliced from 8 exons. Gene Ontology annotation, biological process: protein refolding; positive regulation of proteasomal ubiquitin-dependent protein catabolic process. NCBI's taxonomy places the organism in Eukaryota, Metazoa, Chordata, Ceratodontiformes, Protopteridae.
AUGGAUGACUCAGAAGGUCUGGAUUCAGAUCCAACACCCAUGGAAGAUGUACCAAAUGAAGCCGUAGGAAGGGAAACCAAACCUGCUGGGACCAAAACACAGCAAAGAGAAAAGAAACGUAAUAUAUACGACAGAUAUGGCAAAGAUGGUCUGAAUGGCAGUGGUGGUGGUGGUGGUGGUGGAGGAGGUGGUCACUUUGAUAAUGACUUUGGUUUUGGAUUCACAUUCAGAAAUCCAGAUGAUGUUUUUAGGGAGUUCUUUGGUGGAAGAGAUCCAUUUUCGUUUGACUUUUUUGAAGACCCUUUUGAUUUCUUUGGUGACAGAAGAGGAAAUCGUGGAAGUAGAAAUAGAGGUGGAAUUGGACUCUUUUCAUCUCCCUUUGGUGGUGGAUUUUCUUCAUUUGGGGGUGGAUUUCCAGAUUUUAAUAGUGGUUUUACUUCAUUUGCUUCUUUGGGAACAGGUGGAUUUGGUUCGUUUUCUUCCUCUUCAUUUGGUGGAAGUGGGAUGGGUAACUUCAAAUCUGUAUCAACUUCUACUAAAGUGGUUAAUGGCAAGCGAAUCACCACAAAAAGAAUAGUAGAGAAUGGCCAAGAAAGAGUCGAAGUUGAGGAAGAUGGUCAGUUAAAAUCUUUAACGAUUAAUGGUGUUGCAGAUGAGCAAGCUUUGACCGAGGAAAGCAGGCGCCGUGGGCAGAAUGCUUUACCUUUUCAACCAUCUUUCUCCCAUUCAUCCAGGUCUCAGUGGAGUAGCAGCAGCCCUAGGCAUGCCUAUAAUAAUGAACAAGCAGAUGACUGGCUGCAGAUGCCAAUGACAUCAGCAGGAAUCAAAGAUAGUGGAAAAAGGAAGAAACCACGACAAAAAGAUGAGCACAAGAAGAAGAGAUCUAGCAAGUUUUAAUUAGUGAGAUCCCGUGGCCGACCCUGUUUGCAUCAUUGCCAUCAGUCUUACAUUUUGGUGUGAAUGAAGCAUAAUUUAAAACUCAUUAUUUUUGUUUUCUUAGGAUGCAUUUAGUAAGAUGCACAGUGUAGUUCAAAUGGGCAGUGUUAAUUCUGGAACUUGGACUUAAAACAGCUGUUAACUGCUUUUCUGUCUGUACCUAAACCUAAAAACAAAUAAAUUACAAUUUUUUUUUAUUGCAAAGCAAUUUGAAAGUAACCUGUGAAGAAUUGACAUUCAUUACAUUUGCGAUUCUCAGGCUGUAAUUUACACCCAGAAAGAAAAAUGCUUCGGUGUUACCAGAUGAGGACAUUGGUGUACUGCAUAGUGCAAUAAGUAGUCGUAGUCUCUACUUAACAUGUAGAAAAAGUGUUCAUUCAAAAGAUUUUUUGUGCGAGAUUUAUUUGUGUAACAUUACUGUUUGCAGCCUGUCCCUUCAUCUUAUUCAGAACAGCUGAUUCUCAGAACUGGCAGCAUAGUUUGUGAAUUUUGCGUCAUUGCAAAUUUUGAUCUGAGUAAUUCAACCUUGAUUUUAGGCUUAGUAGCAGGUUGUGUCCCUCUGUGGUUUUACUUGCUUGUUAUCGGGCACUCUUGAAUACUGCUUAAUAUUCCUAUGAUUAUAUUACACAGAUUCUUUCACAUCUGCAUAACGUGGAGAUUACUGUGCACAUAAAUCUAUUGAUGUGGUCUGUGAAAUGUGAAAAAUAAGCAACAGUUUUGCAGCAUAUUUAUAUUGUAACAGGACCUUGUUUUCAGCUAUGUUAAAUUGUAUCACUUGACGCAAUCCACAUACCCCCAAUUUUGUGCGUGAUUCAGAGGAACGUCAUUUUGCAAGGCACACUUAAAACAUGCUCAGCUCAGGUUUACUUGCGCUGCUUACAUUUUAUCUGUCAAAGCAUAAUGUAAAAGCUAAACUUUAGAUUCCUUGACUCUUCCCUUUCAGUCAUACUUUUGGUGCUACAAGCAAACACACACACACAGAGCACUAUAUUGCAAAUGUGCAAAGAGGAAAAAGGACCCACUUAAUUACUCCCUUGAAAAUGCGUAGUCCCAUUUUUUGACACCAGUGAUGCAUUUCGUAGUAACUGAUAAGUUAGUUGCACACAUCCCAUUGCAUUCUGCUGAGCAUUUUUCAUGUUGCUUUCACUUUUAUUAUCUGUGGACCUUCCUAUAUAUGUUGCUGCCUUAGAUGCUAUAAGGGUAGUUUUUAAUGUUUUUGUUCCCCCCCAGAAACACCACCUUAGAGGUUUCCGUGAAUUUGUUGUUACUACAGUGUACGGCAAGUUAGUGUGUCAUCUGAAUAAGCUUAUCAGUGUCUUUCCAUUUUCUCCACAGUGUUAUUUCCUUCGCAGACUAGCAUUUCAUCCUGUAGGAGUAACUUAAAACUGCUCUCAUGGAUAUUUAUUGAAAUAUUGACUACAAAUGCUCCUACUCUGUUGUAGGAGAAUGUUCAGGUUAUGGAUAUUCUGUGCUGAUUCUUUGCAGUGGGCUACUAGGGUUGGUUACUUUCUUUUGCAGUGCACCUUGUGAACAUCAUAAUGUGAUGUUUUUAAAUUUCAGCAUUCCUUACUUGGUCUUCUGGGUCAGUGAUAUUUGGCUUGGCCAUUGCCAAGCAAUGGGGAGGCAAAAGACUUGCAUGACUUUCCCAGGUUUUACCAGAAAAAUAAGAACGUUUAUAAUCCUUUGAACCAUUUUUCAGAUAUCAGUUAAUGAUUCGUAGCAAGAGGAGAGUGUAGUAUAAUUGUUCACACACACUGUGUUAUUAUAGUCCAUGGAUUUUAGUAGUCAUAGCAUGAUUACAUGUAAGUUAGGAAGAUUGCUUUUUAUUUGUAUUUUUAAUUCCAGUACAGUGCCUCUAUUUAGGUGCUGUAUGGUUUUUUUUGUUUGUUUCUGUAACAUAGUGAUUGCAAGAGAAAACAGCAUUUGUUUUCUUGUCUUACACAUAAGCAAUUCAUAUUUCUUUUCCUAGCAUAAGUACUGUUCUGCUUAUUUAUGCAGCUUGUCUUUAGAAAGUUGGAAAUUAACUUAUUGUUUUCGUGUUUGUAACUGCUUUCAAGGUUGUGCUUGAAGCACAUCUCUUCAGGUGUAUUGCAAACACAGCGGGUUAGUAAAGGUAGCAGAAGUGACUCAUGAGUACUUCCAACAGCCAUUCAUAAUUCUUUGCCACUUAGCUACACCUUUUCACACACUGACACUUUUAUAAUGUAAGAACUAAAGUUACAUUACUGGUCUGACGUUAUUCUACAGACAUGGCCAAUUCCUAUACUGUACAUAUCUGAGUGUUGAGUAUAGACGUAAUGCUGUGUAACAGCCAUAUUCAAGUAAUUGUAGUUUCAAGGUUAAUAUGAAACAGUGUGAUUCAGCAUACUUUGACUAACUUGAACCUUCUUUAGCUUACUAGAGUUUUAUGAGGCAUGAAGAUGUUAAUCAUACCUAGAUUGCAUGAAUGUGUGUUGCAGUGGGAGGGGGUGCAUUUAAGAGCUGAUGGGGUCAAGUCGAGAUGCAUCAAAACUGGUAAUGCUAAAAAAAAAAUGAGCACUGUCAUCUGUGAUCUCAUCCUUCCUCAAAACAAAAUGCAAGACAAAUGCAUAGUCAAAUGUGUACUCGCCAGAAGCUGAGCAGGCAGUUUAAAAAAAAACAGAAAACAUGAAUUUUCUCCUCAAUAACUUGCAUUGGCUUUCUGCUCCAGUGCUAUUUGCAUUGGUUCACAUUUCACAACAUGGCACAGAUUUUAAAUAUGUUAAACAGUUAUAAUCUGCUGUUCUGUGUAAUACACACUUGGUUAAAUUCUUUUUCCACCCUCAACUGUUAGUAUGUGACGUGUGUGUGUUUCAGUUGGUAGCAUGGGUUAUCUUUGAAUGAAGGCAAAUAUUUGUAUUACUGUAUGUCUACAGAUGAAGAAAAUGCAACUUUUUAGUGUUCAAUAAAGAGUUUGUGUGAUGUACAGUUUCAAAA